Molecule: messenger RNA, 930 nt
Organism: Sclerotinia sclerotiorum 1980 UF-70
Lineage: Eukaryota; Fungi; Ascomycota; Leotiomycetes; Helotiales; Sclerotiniaceae
Exons: 1
Coding region: 1-930 (309 amino acids)
Biological process (GO): ribosomal small subunit assembly; rRNA processing
Cellular component (GO): CURI complex; UTP-C complex
Source: RefSeq, a predicted model, not a curated record
AUGUCGAAAAUACCAACAAUCAUAGGCGACAAUUACACUAUCCUUCCCGUCGCAAUUCCUUCUACACCCGCAUACCCCAUCACAUCAACACACCAUAUAUAUCUGCGACAACAUACUCCAAAGAUACCGACCGAGAAUGAUUCGCGCAGUCUAUUUGCAACAAAUCUACCUAUUGACUCAACAGAUGUACAUAUUCGAAGCAUAUUCGCAGCUUUAAUUGGCGUAGGAAGAGUUGAAGGUGUACGAUUCGAUGGAGAAAAGGAAGAGAUCACUGAGCAACAACAAAUCGAAACAGUUUCGCAGAGCAAGAAAAGGAAAAGAGGAAACAAUGUUCAGAUUGAUACUAGUUUACCACAAGGAUGGGAUAGGCAAUUGCGUUUUAAGGGCCGGACGGCUGUGGUUCUACUUGUAGAUGAGAAGAGCGUAGAAUCAGUUCUAAAAGCUGCACGAAAAACUUGCAAAUCAGGAAAAGAAUCAAAAUAUCCUGUUUGGGGCUCAGGUACCGAGGGAAAAGUGCCCGCUCUUGGUAGCGCGCGUUAUGCUAAGAGACAGGAAUUACGAUUCCCUGACAAAUUGGCGGUACAAAGAAGUGUGGAUGCUUUUAUGACGAAUUUUAAUAGCAAGGAAGAGGAAAGGGAGAGAGAAAGGAAGAGAUUGAGGAAUGUACCGGAUGAUGAUGGAUUUGUGACGGUAGUGAGGGGUGGAAGGACGGGUCCAGCGAGAAGUGAGGCGGCGGAAGAAAAGAGGAGAGAGAUGGCUGAGAAAGAGGAGAAGAGGAGAAAGGAGUUGGAGGAUGCAGGGUUCUACAGGUGGCAAGGACGAGAAAAGCGAAAGAAGGAGGUCGGAGAGCUGGUUAAGAGGUUCGAGGAGGAUAGGAAGAGGGUGGAAGGCAUGAGAGAGAAAAGAGGAAGGUUCAGGCCGGAGAGAUAA